CGAAUCGAGAACAUUCAUUUCUUCAUCUCUGUCUCUCUCUACACUCAUUUGCUUAUUCCAUCCUCCUACUUCUCUGUUCUCUCUAUUUUUCUGGAAAUUUCCAAUGCUAGAUCUGUGGGGUGACUUAUGAGAUGCUGAAAUUCCAUUGAUCAAUACAUUUUGAUAGAUUUCAGAUGAUACUCUACAAUUGAUAAUACGUCUCCUACUUCCCUCUACUUUUCUAAAAAUUUCAGUGCUUAAUCUUAGGAUUGAGAAGUGGAUAGUCCAUUUGAUCUUUACAUUUUUAGAGAUUUCGGAAAUGAGCUUGUUGAUUUCCUAUCAUGCAGAGUGACAUAUACUAUAAUUUGUGCAUAUAUACUUUAGCACUUAUCUCUCGAUCUAGAUAAACAUUUUUUUUUUCAUUCUUUUUUUUUCAUAUCUGGAUUUAUUGAUAUUCGAAUGUUUUAUAUUUACAUUUAGUACAGUAGUAUAUUUCCAGAUCUGUAAAUUUUAUUUUAUUCUGUAGAGUAACAAAAUGGCGAUAGAUCAAGUUGAAAUCCUAGAUCUUGAUCAUGCAUGAGGGUAGUUGGUUUUUUGAUGCAUUUCUCUUAUAGAUCCAGUGGUGCUCUGUCUCUCUCUAUAAACAGUCAAAGGCACCAUCAACACACCGGUGGUGCUCUGUCUCUCUCUAUAAACUUCUUAUCCCCUUUGUUUUCCGAUAUCCCUCAUACCUCCACAUCUUCACGAAUCGGUUGUUUCAAAGCAAUAUUGCCGCAGGUGUUGCCGGCAUAUGUACUGAGAAGAGCUCUUCGUCAAUUUACCAAAAGCGGUAGUCUACAACCAUUUUUUAUGGUGUUUUGCAGCCGGCUCUUUUGGAUAUGGAAGCUUCAACCGGCUCUUUUGGAUAUGGAAGCUUCGGCAGCCACACCUCACGUAAAGAAUAUGGGUCUUGUUCCUCCCUUAUCGAAGCUCCAUGUUCUCUACACCAUUGCUAUUCAGUUGUAGAGAGUAUUCCCCUUUCGUUCUAACUUGGUAGUGUUUGAAUUGAAGAGAAUGUGAUGUAUAUAUAUAGAUGUUUAGAUAUGAUUGCUGAUCUUUGGUUAGUGAAUGAAAGGGCAGAUAACCGUGUGUUCUUGUAAUUAUGAAGUAUACGAAGAGGCAACUGGGUAUAUUCAAAUAAUUAACCUUUCAAAUUGUUAAUA
Molecule: messenger RNA, 1181 nt
Organism: Ipomoea nil (Japanese morning glory)
Lineage: Eukaryota; Viridiplantae; Streptophyta; Magnoliopsida; Solanales; Convolvulaceae
Exons: 3
Coding region: 556-984 (142 amino acids)
Source: RefSeq, a predicted model, not a curated record